Scylla paramamosain (green mud crab) is the source of this 1810-nucleotide messenger RNA. Its product is annotated as 5-exo-hydroxycamphor dehydrogenase-like. Lineage: Eukaryota; Metazoa; Arthropoda; Malacostraca; Decapoda; Portunidae. The record is from RefSeq and is a predicted model, not a curated record. The coding region runs from base 429 to 1541 and encodes 370 amino acids. The transcript is spliced from 10 exons.
ACCAGCGGCCAGUCUCAGUGUCUGUCUGUGUGCGCGCCAGUGUGAACGUGUGAUAUUUUGUACUCCCUGUGCCGCUGAGAGAAAAAAGCCAGGGAGAGAGUGACAUUUGAAACAUUACGUAACAGUUCAUGCUAAUUCACGGACAUGUAACCCACGGAACUUGAAACCCCGUAGAGAUUGCGUGUUAUCUUUAUCUUAUCACUGCCGCCCUUGUCUCCCUUCGCUCCCACGUUGUCCCUGCCAUCCACACAAGGUAAUUUAAGACGAGACCAGAGGAUCCAGGUACCAAAGAGAUUCAAUGGAGCUUCUUGUCAACAUGAUCACCGGACAGAGGUCAUAGCCAACAUUAUAGACCGCAGUACAGACGGUACACUGACGCCCCCAAGAACGCCUGACCUGCACCACUCUGUAGCUACGAUUUCGUCAGGAUGAGUGAGGAGAACGGUACCUCGGACACCUGCACGCCUACCCACGAACAGAACCCCUACGGCCGCUCUAUCGUCUUCCUCGGGCGGGAAAGAUCACCUGCCUUCGUCACCGAGUCUACCCGCCUACCUGCCCGCCUCACCCCUGGCCAGGUGCUCGUCAAGGUGGAGCUGGCAACAAUCUGCGGCUCAGACUUACACACCCUGAACGGAACCAGAACCACAUCACAACCCUGUGUACUGGGCCACGAGGGCAGCGGUCUGGUGAUAGCCUCGGCGAGAGAGGGAUUGCGGGAGGGCCAGCGGGUAACGUGGGGCGUGUGUGCCUCGUGCAACAAGUGCCUCCACUGUUCCAUUGGGCUGGAGAACAAAUGCAAGACGCUUCAGAAGUGUGGACACACCGUGGUGUCCGCCGCCCCUCUCUUCGGGACAUACUCCACCCACGUCCUGUGUCCCCCUGGUACACCAGUGGUUCCUCUGCCCCCCGCCCUCACGCCCACACUAGCUGCCCCCAUCAACUGUGCCCUUGCCACCAUGGUCAAUGCACUCUCCAAAGUGCCGCCCUCGCCGCCUCUGGGCCAGCCUGGGGCGUCCGUGGCCCUAGUGCAGGGGGCAGGCAUGCUGGGACUGUACGCCUCCGCCCUGCUUAAGGAGGCGGGAUUCUCCAAGGUGUUCUGUGUGGACGUCAACAGAGUGAGACUGACGAGAGUGGUGGAUUUCGGAGCCAUCCCAGUGCAUCCUGAUCAAGAGGAGGAGGUGAUUCCCGCGGGCAGCGUCGAUGUGGUCUUCGAAGUGUGCGGCAAUAAAGAGGUGGUGAGCCAGGGCGUGAGAGUUCUGAGGGAGGGCGGGACCUACGUGCUGGUGGGCCUUGUGUGUCCCUCCGAUGCACACCUGCCUGUCACCGCUCUAGUGCUCAAGUGCCUGACGGUCGUGGGCGUGCACAACUACACGGCCAAGCAUCUCCAUCAGGCUGUGACCUUCAUGGAGCGCCACCACGACCGCUACCCCUUCGCCUCUCUAGUCGGGCUCGUCUACCCACUCUCGGACUUCAGGUGUGCCGUGGAAGCUGCCCGAAGUGGCCAGUUCUUCCGCGUGGGAGUCAACCCUCAGCAGUGAUGCAAUAAGGUGUGUGUGUGUGUGUGUGUGUGUGUGUGUGUGUGUGUGUGUGUGUGUGUGUGUGUGUGUGUGUGUGUGUGUGUGUGUGUGUGUGUGUGUGCUACAAAAAAGCUAUGUAAAUCAUUCUAGUCUCACAUACUAAAGUGUUUUCAGUGUUUUAUAAAUGCACUGCGUCUUGAGUCAAGCUAGACUGGGAUAACUUCAGUUAACACAGGAUUUGGUCUACCUUUGAUAAACACCGCAAAUAAAACAACUGCAAAAAAAGAAAA